This is a messenger RNA of Podarcis lilfordi (Lilford's wall lizard), 4330 nucleotides long. The record is from the annotation of a GenBank genome assembly. Lineage: Eukaryota; Metazoa; Chordata; Lepidosauria; Squamata; Lacertidae.
AUGAGUAGGUUUAUAGUGCAAUCCUGUGGAUGCCAACUCAGAAGUUCCCUUAACUUACUCCCUGGGGAGUGUGUAGAGCAGGGGUGAGGAACCUCAGACCUGGCGGACAAAUGUGGCCCUCUAGGCCUUCCUAGCUGGCCCUCCAAAAUUUCCCUGGGCCAUCCAUCUAAUGGGAAAUUUAUGUUUUCUUCCCUCCAAAGUUUUUAUUUCCUUCCCAGUUCCCCUUAUGCUGCUGGAAGGUAACACAGACUGAGGUCUUUACAUAGGAAUGUAGAAAGCUGUCAUACUAAAUCAGGUAACUGGGUCAUCAAUAGCUCAGUAUUAUCUGCACUGACUGGCAGCAUCUCUCUGGGGUUUCAGACAGCAGGCAUUCCCAGCCCUACCAGGAGAUGCUGCAGGUUGAACCUGGGACCUUCUACAUGCAGAGCAGAUGCUCCACCACUGAGCCACAGCUCUUCCCAAAACAAGCUGUGAAAUUUCAGACAGCCUGCCAUUUAAAUUUUAUUCUUCUGCUCUCCUUCCAGGCUCCAAGUUCAGUUCUACCUCUCCACCCACCAACCCCACUAGCAAGGGCCCAAUAUAUCUGAAAUUUAAAAGGCUGCCAACCCUGCCCCUUCUGUGCUCCUCAGCAGCACCAGCUAUGCUGGUCCCAGUCACCCAUGUCAGCGCAGGAAGCUGCUUCAUGCCAAGUCAGACCAACAAGUCAGGCCCAUCUAGCUCAGGGUUCUCUGCACUGAUUGGCAGCCGUUCUCCAGGGUUUCAGGCAGGGGGCUCUGGAGAUGUCAGGGACUGAACCUGGGACCUUCUUUGUGCAAAGCAGAUGCUCUGCCACUGAGCUACAACCAUUCCCUCCCCAAAAGGAGACGGGAAGGAAGAGAGGGAAGCAAAAAAAGGAGGGAGGCAGAAAGCAAAAGGGCCUGCAGCUGGGCUAACCAGCUUCCCAAUCCUCACAAUGAAAGGCAAUCUAAUGUCUGCAGGGUUUUUAGAAACCGCUUCUCAGUAGCAUGGGGUUCUUACAAAUUGGCUUGAAGUCUCCGAGUGCUUGUGCAACGGGAGGUGCAGAGGGCCGGCCUCCCUCGCCCAGCAUCUUUGUCCGCAGCAGCAAGGAGCAUUUGUGUUAUGGAAAUGUAAGAGCCGGAAGUCGGGGCUUCCAAUUAAUUCCCGGGAAAAGGGGAUUUUUGCAGGCCACCACUGUGCAGUCCUGAUCGGAACCCCAGCCUCCUUUGUCUUCCAGCCCCACUCUCUCUUUCCUCUCCCCGCCCCUCUCGCAAAUUAAUCUGAAGGUGGAUUUGUGCCAUGGCGUGAAAGAAAGGUAUCUUGGUGACGGCGUCAUCUUAGGCUUACGUGAAGCGCCAUCCAUCAGAGCAGAAAUAAGAGAAAUUGUGGGAGCUGAGUCUCUCUCUCUCUCUCUAUUUUGUAUGGCAGCUCAAGAGGAAGGGGCAGACUACCUGUGAUGAGAGCAACAGGCCGUCACUGAAAAUGUCAGCCCUGUACCCAUUCCCCUUGCCCCACUCCAUAACAUCUCAUUUGGCCUAGACCGCCAUGUCCUGCUGCUACGUUUUCCCACUUCUGCCAGUGGCAGACAAUGGUGUGGAGUGGGAACUCUACACGGAGAUGUUGUUUUCAGCAGCAGCUCCACCUUCCACAUAAUGUGUCAAAUCACAUGCUCCAUGUGCACUUUACAUUUAAAUCACUAUCAUACCACUUUAAAAUGCCAUGGCUUCCCUUGAAGAAUAUUGGGAACUGCGAUUUGAUAAUGAUGCUACAAUUCCCAGUGUUCCCUGGAAAGAGGGAUUGAUGGUCUGGGAAUUGACACUGCCCAUUUAAUAUUGCAUCUGAGUAUUAUAUGAGUAUAUGAAAUGUACAUUCACAUAAAGGACAUUCUAGUCAGUCUUGUGCUUGCAUUCCAUAUUUGGAGAAGUUGCACCCUGCCUUUCCAUUAAAACAACAUUCAAGGUUUCUUUAUAUUCAUUUAAUUGCAGAAACCAAUUUAGGCUUCACAUGUGAAAAUGCCCUAUAGGGGGAAUAUGUACUCUGGAAUCUAAAUAGCACCAACCACGUGAAAGAAAGGCAUGGGGCCUCAAAUCCUCUACAGCAGCUGUUUUCAAAUUUGGCUUUAGUGUUCCUCAGAACAGUGGCGGACUUUGGGCUCUUAGAUUUCAGCAGCACCCUGUGCAAUGCUAAAAUUUGCUGUCCCCCCACCACCACCUCUUGCAGGGAUUCCACAUCAUAGCUGUGGUGCCUCCUGCGGUGCUGGCACCCAGUGCAGCUGACCCAGCCAUGCUAACCUAAAAUCACCUCUGCUCAGGUUUAUCAGAUUCAGAUUCAGGUGCAUACAAAAAAAAAUUAGGCUUGUGCAAUUUAAAGUGGAUUAAAGCACUCUGGAGCCACAAAUCCACCUAAAAACAACAUGACUGCAUUUUGGAAAGUGAUUGGGAAAUGCAUUAAAAAGUGUGGGAUGGACAACCGAUAAAAUAUCACGCAAGCAACUCAAGAUUAAUGUUCCCUGUUGUGUAACCUACCCACAAACAAAUCAGAACGACUGCUCAAUAGACACCCGACAUGGUCUCACCUCCAUGUAAGCUUCAUGCAAGAAAAUCAGGAUGCAUUCUCAGGAAACAGAUUGUCUUGGGGAUUCAUCACUGAGAAGUAAGGGAAGUGAGAAACAUAAAGGCACCAAGAUUCCCUGGGAGACGGUUUGCUUGCACUUCCCAGUUUUCCCUUGGAGUGCACAGGUGAAAAGAGGCAUUGGUGGAAUUCUGCCGCAUUCAGUUCACACAAGGCAAUGAGUGAUGCCAACAGGCCUGGAUGGUGCCUGAUGUGAUCUCUGUGCCCUAGAACAGAUCCCAGAAUACUUCGCACUGUGCAAAGGUUCUGUGGCAAACAAAGGUCAGGUCUAUCCUACUCACUUCUAUGCUCUGGGCAUGAGCACCACUGAUCACUGAUGUGAAUUAUUGGGACCAGCUACUAUAUAUUCAAGAAAGUUGUUUCUUUGCUAUGCAUUUGGACACCUCUUAAGAUACUGUAACCAAAUUUUGCAGGAUAGUUCCUGAGAUCAAAUGAAAGGUUUCCAUCUAUGUAUUUUAAAUUAUAAUUAUAUUAAGUAUUGUGCUAUUUUAGAUUUUAUGUACAUUUCUGUUUCAUGGUUUUUGCCUUUAUUCUAAACAAUCCACUCAGGUUAUUGGGUGGUAUAGAACCAUUUUUUAUUUAUAUUUUUAAAAUCUAUAUAAAGUAAGAGUUUGGGGGAGGGAAGGAAAAAUUAAAACGGUGAUUGUUGGUAUAUGCACAACAAUUUUACAACCUUUUUUUUUUAAAAAAAAAGUUAGUUAAAACAAAGGGUGGGACCACACAUUUAGCAGAAGGAGAUGGGUAGAUACUGUACCACCUCUAGACAUAUAACUUUUGAAUGCUGUACUGUGUUGAGACACACACAACUCUCUGUAAAUAAAAACUGAGCACAUUGCAUGGAAAGGCGCUUGCCCAGAACUUCUGCCCGCUGUGUUGCCUUUCCACUUACAGAGUUUUUAAACACAGAGAACUGUUCAAUACUGUGACACUCCCCAACCCCCUGCCAUCCAAAGUGGUUCAGCCAGUGCUACCCGAACUCAGCAGGCUACCACCUCCUCAUUCUGCCGCAUGGGUAACCUGGACCUAAAAAUAAUAUUAAAAAUAAGAAUGAUGUGGACACUGGACCCUAAAGGCAGAGUGUUGAAAAACAACUACCCUGCUAAAGCCUAGAGUUGGUGUAUGUGCGUGUGGAGUAAAGCAGCCCUUGCUGUGCCCUUUGCAGCUCAGCGGUCUGAGCAUUUGCCAGUCAGUGCCUGCCUUUGAUCCGUCAGGCUCGGCAGGGCUGCAUGCAGGCACCACAGCAUGCAAGGUUCUGUUGGGCAAUGGGAAGCAGCUCCCCUGCUUUUGCAGCCUUCUCCUGCUUUUGCAGACUUUAACGGCCUUCUCAAAUGACUUUUUUGCAGGUUUUAGAAGCUGCUGUCUGGUCCUGCGGCCUUUGCCUCGCCAACCUGAUUCCAUCAGCAUUCUGCCGUCGCUGGGAGGAUACACUCCACUGCCAGAUCAUAGAAGGAAUACUUUGAUGAUUUGGAGUCCCACCUGUCCUUUUUUUGUGGGGGUGAAAAUAACCUUUAUUCUCAGCAUAACAAAUCAGCCCCCUCCACCUGCCUGUGACAAGUCAGCUCGGCGGGUCAACCAGGCUGGUGGCCACUGCUUGCUCCCCCGUCUUAGCCCAGCUCUAAAGAAGCAUCCCUCUGAGAUCUGCUUGAGAAUUGCUGGAUGUAAGUUUUGGAGAAAGCAGGGGAAAGGAGGGAGGAAAGCUUAA